Molecule: messenger RNA, 938 nt
Organism: Pan troglodytes (chimpanzee)
Lineage: Eukaryota; Metazoa; Chordata; Mammalia; Primates; Hominidae
Gene: GARIN5A
Product: golgi associated RAB2 interactor 5A
Exons: 5
Coding region: 21-764 (247 amino acids)
Cellular component (GO): nucleus
Source: RefSeq, a predicted model, not a curated record
UGGGGCCUGACGUCAGCAGGAUGGGGCCGCCCCUUUGGCCUGAUCUCCAGGAACCGCCCCCUCCAGGGACGUCAUCACAAACCAGGAGCCCGCUCUUGUGUGACGUGAUAAAGCCCGCUCCGCAUCAUGACGUCACAGUGCGCGUAGUCCCGUCCCCUCGCUUUCUCCCUCUGCUCCUCCGUCCGCUCCCGUCGGACGGGGACAUUGCAAUGAGGCGGGAUCGCGGCCCUAAGCCGGCCCUGGAUGGAGCUGGCGAGGUGGAACCAGGUGGGAUGGCAGCCUCUCCCACGGGCCGUCCCAGACGGCUCCAACGCUACCUCCAGAGCGGCGAAUUCGACCAGUUUCGGGACUUCCCCAUCUUUGAGAGCAACUUCGUACAGUUCUGCCCCCACAUCUAUCCUGCCCCGACCUCUGACCUCUGGCCCCAGGUGACUCGGUUGGGAGAAGUUGCCAACGAGGUCACCAUGGGGGUGGCAGCCUCCAGUCCAGCCCUGGAGCUCCCGGACCUAUUGCUUCUGGCCGGCCCUGCCAAGGAGAAUGGACACCUGCAACUCUUCGGGCUGUUCCCCUUGAAGUUCGUCCAGCUCUUUGUCCACGACAAAAGCCGGUGUCAGCUCGAGGUCAAGUUGAACACCAGCCGCACCUUCUACUUGCAGCUGCGCGCCCCACUCAAGACCCGAGACCGAGAGUUCGGCCAGUGGGUGCGGCUGCUCUACCGCCUGCGCUUCCUCUCCGCUUCCACUGUGCCCUUCACGCAGGAGUAAGAGCCCCAAGGCGUGGAAGCCAGACUUGACCCCAAGACCUCUGAACUCUGGGGACUCUGAGUCUUCCAGCAUCCUUCAAGGUCACCGAAUGACCAGAGAUCAAAGUACCUUGCCUCAGGGCCGGGCAGAUGAGAUAUUAAAGUUAAUAAAGGUCAAUCCAUUAAGAACCAACAA